This is a messenger RNA of Linnemannia hyalina, 1431 nucleotides long. The record is from the annotation of a GenBank genome assembly. NCBI's taxonomy places the organism in Eukaryota, Fungi, Mortierellomycota, Mortierellomycetes, Mortierellales, Mortierellaceae.
AUGAAAUCAAAGCUCGGAAACCAUGUCAUUGCAGGAGAAGGCAGACCUCCAUGGUACAGGAGCGAUGGUCAAAACUGCGACUGCUACAUUGUCGGGAUUGCCGGUGGAAGUGCUAGUGGAAAGACCAGUGUCGCUCAGAGGAUUAUCAAGAACUUGAAUGUUCCAUGGGUUGUCCUGCUGUCGAUGGAUUCGUUUUACAAGGACUUGACGGCCGAGGAAGUUGAGAUUGCCCACAGAAACGAUUGGGAUUUUGACUCGCCAAACUCGUAUGACUACGACCUGCUACUGGAGACUGUUACCAAGCUGAAGGAAGGAAAGCAGGUGGAUGUUCCCAUUUACGACUUUGAGACCCACAAGAGGUACCCUCACAAGACCAUGCGUCGAUAUGUUCAAAAGGAUGCCAAUCACCUAGUGCCCAAUAAGGUCAACACGGUGUACGGUGCCAAUGUGAUCAUCUUUGAGGGAAUCUUCGGACUGUACGACAAGAAAGUCCUGGAAAUGAUGGACUUGAAAGUGUUUGUAGAUACCGACGUCGACAUCUGCCUUGCCAGACGAAUCAAGCGUGAUGUGGCUGAACGUGGAUUCGACGUUACUGGAGUAUUGACGCUGUACCAGAGAUUUGUCAAGCCCUCUUACGAUACUUACGUCUACCCCACCAAGAAGAACGCCGAUGUCGUUAUUCCUCGUGGACUGGAGAACUUGGUGGCGAUCGAUCUGUUGACAAAACACAUUCAAAGACAGCUGCAGGAGCGCAAGAUGCAGUCACGAUGGGACAUGGCCAGGAUAUGCCCUCCCCAUGAGCUUCCCUCCAACGUCGUCGGUCUGCACACUAUUAUUCGCGACAUUGAGACCUCGCGCCACGACUUUAUCUUUUACGCCGAUCGUCUUGCCACUCUGGUCAUUGAGCGUGCCUUGAAUGAGUUGCCAUACGAGCCCCGAGUAGUAGAGACGCCCACAAAAAAGACGGUCCACGGCUUGGGACUCAAGGCCAACAUCGCCGGCGUCUCGAUCCUCCGCGCAGGAGGCACCAUGGAGAACGGCCUCCGCCGCGUCAUCCGCGACGCCGUCAUUGGCAAGAUCCUCAUCCAAACCGACCCCAACAACGGCGAGCCCCAACUGCACUACUGCAAACUGCCCCCCACCAUCCGGGAAGCCAAUACGUUUAUUUUCCUCAUGGAUGCGGUUGUGGGUACAGGCGCUGCUGGGUUGAUGGCGAUUAGGGUGUUGUUGGAUCAUGCUGUUCCAGAGAACCGGAUUGUAUUUUUGUGUUUCUUGGCCGCCCCCCAGGGGUUGCACACGAUCUCAAGGGCAUUCCCGAGGGUGAGGAUUGUCACCUCGUAUGUCGACCCUGUCCUUAACCCUGAUACCCUGUACCUGGAGCCUGGUCUUGGAAACUUUGGAGACCGUUACUUUGGAACCGAGCAUGAAUAG